Messenger RNA from Pistacia vera, 1949 nucleotides. RefSeq names its product endoglucanase 5. The record is from RefSeq and is a predicted model, not a curated record. The transcript is spliced from 10 exons. Gene Ontology annotation, biological process: carbohydrate metabolic process. NCBI's taxonomy places the organism in Eukaryota, Viridiplantae, Streptophyta, Magnoliopsida, Sapindales, Anacardiaceae. The coding region runs from base 14 to 1897 and encodes 627 amino acids. Gene Ontology annotation, molecular function: hydrolase activity, hydrolyzing O-glycosyl compounds; carbohydrate binding.
UAUCAUCAUCAUCAUGAGGAGCUUAAACUUUGGAGUAUGCAUCUUUCUGGUUUGCCUACUCGUCUUCAAGGCAGCCGUUGCAGAAGCUUACUUCAACUACGAUGAUGCCUUGGACAAGACCUUUUUGUUUUUUGAGGCGCAGAGGUCUGGUAAACUACCCGCCACCCAGAGGGUCAAGUGGCGUGGAGACUCUGGUCUCAAGGACGGCUUUCUUCAAGGGGUGAAUUUGGUGGGAGGAUACUAUGAUGCAGGAGACCAUGUGAAGUUUGGGCUGCCAAUGGCGUUUACUGUGACUAUGCUUGCAUGGGGAACUAUUGAAUACAGGAAAGAGAUAACUGAUUUAAACCAGAUGGGACACGCAUUAUGGGCCAUCAGAUGGGGGACUGACUACUUCAUGAAAGCUCAUACUCAGCCUAACGUUCUUUGGGGACAGGUAGGAGAUGGGGACUCUGAUCACUAUUGCUGGGAGCGUGCCGAAGACAUGACAACUCCAAGAGAAGCUUUCAAAAUUGAUCAAAAUCAUCCUGGUUCAGACCUUGCUGGUGAAACUGCUGCUGCAUUGGCUGCUGCCGCCAUUGCUUUCAAGCCUUACAAUUCUUCCUACUCCAAUCUUCUCCUGGUUCAUGCAAAACAGCUCUUCACAUUCGCAAACCGGUUUAGAGGAUUAUAUGAUGAUUCUAUCAAAAGUGCCCAUCAGUUCUAUACUUCAUCUGGUUAUUCGGAUGAGUUAUUAUGGGCUGCAACCUGGCUAUAUCGCGCAACAAACGAGGAGUACUACUUGAAGUAUGUUGUGGACAAUGCUGUGUACAUGGGUGGAACCGGAUGGGCAGUCAAAGAAUUCUCUUGGGACAACAAAUAUGCUGGUGUACAAAUCCUUCUUUCAAAGGUACUGAUGGAGGGAAAAGGUGGUGCAUAUACUUCAACCCUAAAGAAAUAUCAGGCUAAAGCAGAUUACUUUGCCUGUGCCUGUGUGCAGAAGAAUGCUGGCUACAAUGUCCACUUAACUCCUGGGGGCUUAAUAUACGUGCGCGAAUGGAACAAUAUGCAGUAUGCCUCUGCUGCUGCAUUUCUUACUGCUGUCUAUUCUGAUUACCUCUCUGCUGCAAAUGCCAAACUCACUUGCCCAGAUGGCCAAAUUCAACCUCUGGAGCUCUUCAAUUUCGCAAAGUCACAGGCUGACUACAUUCUUGGUAAAAACCCCAAGUCAAUGAGCUACUUAGUUGGAUUUGGACCAAAAUACCCAGUCCAUAUUCACCAUAGAGGUGCUUCCAUUCCUUCUGUAUAUACCGUCCAUUCAGCGGUUGGAUGUGUGCAAGGAUUUGAGUCAUGGUACUACCGCCCUCAGCCAAAUCCUAAUGUGCUAUACGGAGCACUUGUUGGGGGUCCUGAUCAGAACGAUAACUUCUCCGAUGAUAGGCCCAAUUAUGAAGAAACUGAGCCUACACUUUCUGGCUCUGCUCCUCUUUUAGGCCUAUUCUCUAAGCUACAUGCUUCAUCAUCCAAAACCAAAGGACCAUAUCACAAAGAAUCAUCAUCACCCUACCAAACAUCUCUAAAUUCAUAUGAAGAAACAGCAGCACCAAACACAAACUCUGAUGCAGAAGUUCCAGUUGAAUUUCUUCACUCAAUAACAACUACAUGGACAGUUGGUGAAACAACCUAUUACAGACACAGGGUGAUAAUCAAGAAUAAGUCGCAAAAGCCAGUCACAAACCUUAAACUUAGCAUCGAAAACUUAUCAGGGUCUCUAUGGGGACUCUCUCCAACACAAGAAAAGAACACUUAUGAACUCCCGCAAUGGCAAAAGGUCUUGAAAGCUGGCUCAGAAUACAAAUUUGUUUAUGUUCAAGGUGGCCCGCAAGCUAAGGUCUCGGUUCUCGGAUACAAAUACAAUUGACAUUUCAAGGGAAAAACCCUAAUUCAAAUGUGCAUAUAGAAACAAAGCAGAA